CAUAUUAUUGGAAUUAUUCGGAAAAGUCAUGGCCAAAGACGGGCUCGGCACGUCCGUGGUCACAUAUUCAUAAUCCUUUACGUUUAUGCUUCGUUCUCUCACAACUUUCAGACUCUAGGGUUUUAGAUCUACCGACUCCAACUGUGUAUGUUGAAGUGAUUUUGUGCUGACUGAUUAUUAUGGGAGGAGGAUUUAGAGUGCUGCAUCUGGUCAGACCAUUUCUUUCAUUUCUGCCAGAAGUUCAAAAUGCUGACAGGAAAGUUCCAUUCAGAGAGAAGGUCAUAUACACCGUUAUCUCUCUGUUCAUCUUUCUGGUCUGCAGUCAACUCCCUCUAUAUGGCAUACACUCUACAACAGGAGCUGACCCUUUCUAUUGGAUGCGUGUUAUCCUUGCCUCAAACCGUGGGACAGUUAUGGAGCUUGGUAUUACCCCCAUUGUGACAUCUGGACUGGUGAUGCAACUCCUGGCUGGGUCAAAGAUCAUCGAAGUGGACAACAGUGUGCGUGAGGAUCGUGCUCUCCUAAAUGGUGCACAGAAGUUGUUGGGAAUCCUAAUUGCUGUUGGUGAGGCUGUUGCAUAUGUUUUGUCGGGGAUGUAUGGGAGUGUCGACCAGCUUGGUGUUGGAAAUGCUAUUCUCAUUAUUGUUCAACUUUGCUUUGCUGGUAUAAUUGUCAUAUGCUUAGAUGAGCUUCUCCAAAAGGGAUAUGGUCUAGGAUCUGGGAUUUCCCUAUUCAUUGCAACCAAUAUCUGUGAGAGCAUUAUCUGGAAAGCAUUUAGCCCCACAACGAUAAACAGUGGGCGUGGAGCUGAAUUUGAAGGUGCUGUUAUUGCUUUGUUCCAUCUGUUGAUAACUAGGACAGACAAGGUUCGUGCUCUUCGGGAGGCUUUUUACCGGCAGAAUCUUCCAAAUGUAACAAAUCUGCUUGCUACGGUCUUGAUCUUCUUAAUUGUCAUCUACUUCCAAGGUUUUCGUGUGGUCUUGCCUGUUAGAUCAAAAAAUGCACGUGGACAACAGGGCUCUUACCCAAUUAAGCUAUUCUAUACUUCCAACAUGCCCAUCAUUCUCCAGUCUGCCCUUGUUACGAACCUUUAUUUCAUCUCCCAGUUGCUCCACAGGAGGUAUAGUGGAAAUUUCUUGGUGAAUUUGCUGGGGAAGUGGAAGGAAUCUGAAUAUUCAGGUCAUUCCGUCCCAGUUGGUGGUCUUGCUUAUUAUGUUACUGCACCAUCAAGCUUGGCAGAUAUGGCAGCCAAUCCCUUCCACGCUCUUUUCUAUCUAGUGUUUAUGCUGUCAGCGUGUGCGCUGUUCUCAAAGACUUGGAUUGAAGUUUCUGGAUCUUCUGCCAAAGAUGUGGCCAAACAGCUUAAGGAGCAACAAAUGGUGAUGCCUGGACAUCGUGAUUCGAAUUUACCGAAGGAAUUGAACCGCUACAUACCAACUGCGGCUGCCUUCGGGGGAAUGUGCAUUGGUGCAUUGACAGUGUUGGCAGAUUUCAUGGGAGCUAUUGGCUCAGGGACUGGCAUUCUGCUUGCGGUUACAAUCAUAUAUCAGUACUUUGAGACAUUUGAAAAGGAGAAAGCCAGUGAACUAGGUAUGUUUGGAUUUUAAGAUAUUAAGCCCUAGUUUGUCUCGUUUCGGACAAUGGUAGUUGGAGGUGAUAGCAUGUUCCACGACUGUAUUUACCGAGAUGAGAAAUUUAUGUAGUCCGUCCAUCAUUAGUAUCCCAUGGAUAGAGAAUCAGAGAUCAAGGUUACAGUGUAAAGCACAGUUGAAGCAUGUAGUGAUUUGAUCAAUCGUUAGUACUUUUUUUUUUUUGUUAGAAAAUUCAAAAUGUUAGAAUUUUAUAGAACACGGGCAAAUGCACAAGAGUUGCAGCUAAAAAAUUGUUUUGACUUCAAUUCUAAUGUACUUAUGAUUUGGUUACUGCUGCUAA
Molecule: messenger RNA, 1932 nt
Organism: Cornus florida
Lineage: Eukaryota; Viridiplantae; Streptophyta; Magnoliopsida; Cornales; Cornaceae
Exons: 7
Coding region: 180-1607 (475 amino acids)
Biological process (GO): post-translational protein targeting to membrane, translocation; SRP-dependent cotranslational protein targeting to membrane, translocation
Cellular component (GO): membrane; Sec61 translocon complex
Molecular function (GO): ribosome binding; transmembrane protein transporter activity; signal sequence receptor activity
Source: RefSeq, a predicted model, not a curated record